AUGUCUUUACUCAGUCUCGUUGCGAGGUUUUCUCGCUCUGCCGUGCGUACUCUCCGACCAAGAUUUUUUUCCCUAACUUUGCAAAGAAACAAAAAAGCUGAGCAUACAACCUCCUCAUCUAUCUACAACCUCCCUCCCUCCGCAUCCAAAUUUAAACUACGAGAUAUUGACCUACUGAGAGUGGGCUUCAAACCAGCUUCAAGCGAGAACGCUGUUAUACCCGAUGUUGAAGUCACCAAAAUUCCGGAUAAGUAUGUUUGCCCUGAUAUCAGUAGUCAUAUACUUGGAAAUCCAUAUUUCGAUGUUGAAAAUAUUGAAGGACUCACGGAUAAGCGUGCUCGAACUUUCUUUAUGAAAUUGCAUAACGUCGUGAUGAAUGGUCUUGAAGUUAUAGGCACCAACGAAACUUUUACUGAUACACUUGUGGAUAAUCUGCUUCGUAUCGCUAAGUUGGAUGACUGGCCCUUAAUGAUCAGAAAUCAUCCGCUAUGCAAGUUAUACAUUGAAGAUGAUCCUUGCGUGUCAUCAGAGCCCGAAUUUGUAGUAGGGAAGCGAAAAAUGGCUGUUAUUGUGGUGGAUGACAAACACCUGAAAAAUGUCGGGGGAAGCACUGGAUUUGGAGAAACACAGAUUGCUGUAGAAAUUCUCGCUUGUGGUAGUGAGAAUAUACGUUCUAUUGGCUCGGAGGAACAUACAGAUCAGAUAUUAUGGGCCAUUCGCGUCAUCUCUUCAUAUGUUACGUUUUAUAAAGCUGUGAUUCCCGCAGCGUAUUGGGUGGAACUUGAAAACGGCCUACCGAACAAACAGAAAUUUGAGAUUGAAAGAUGGCCAAUCAAGAAUGGCUUGAGGACUGGUUUCGAUCUCGCUGAACCGGACGGCAGACGGACAGUAUUGACAGCAUUGGUCAAAAUUCGUGAAUCACUCUUACAAGAAGACAAAGAGGAAGACGAACAGCUGUCGUAA
Ambispora leptoticha is the source of this 963-nucleotide messenger RNA. The record is from the annotation of a GenBank genome assembly. NCBI's taxonomy places the organism in Eukaryota, Fungi, Glomeromycota, Glomeromycetes, Archaeosporales, Ambisporaceae.